CUUCAGUGAAUGUUUCUCGUCUGCUAAAAAUCCACGCUCACACCUCGUAGAGCCCCAAAGAGAAGCUAAAGGCCCCAGUGCUCCCGCUACGCUACCGUGACACACGCAAAAUUGCUUUGCAUAGCUCUAUAUACGUAUGGAGCAAUCCAUAUAGAUAAGGCGGGCUACUGCCCUUGUGGCUCCUGGUAGCUCUUCGGCGACAGCUCUCCACAUGGCGAGGCGCUGGAGCAAACGCUACGCGCCGCGCAUACUAGUUCAGCUUGGCGCGCUGCUAUGCUGGCUUAUAGCAACUGCUCAUGGGCAACAGGACUUGCAGUUUCCGCUUCAGCAGUCAUGCCCCACGACUAAAUACUUUGACGCGGCGAAGUUGACGUGCCGCGACUGCCCAUCGAACACGUUUCCCGACAGCGAGCAGCUCGCCUGCAUCAACUGCGAUGGCAGCGCGGGCUCCGCAUACAACUUCGCCUCCGGCUUCUCCGCCCUGUCAAACUGGUCGCCGGCGCUCUUGCAGUCGUCCACCACGUGCGCAUGCGCGGUGCCGCCCGCAAACUCCACAACGGUCAUCAACCAGGUCGCGUCGUCGGGGACGGUGUACCAGCGCUGCAUCGUGUGCCCGGCCAACACGGUUGCAAACUCCGUGGGGCAGUGCGUGCCGACCAACGGGCUGUCGUUGCCGCUCACGCCGUCGGAAAUGCUAACGCGGGCGAUGCAGGCCGUCGGGUUCUCCAUGAGUGUGGCGCAGGCGACGCAGGCGUUCAUACAAGUGCCCACCGCCAGCGGUGUGGGCACCCUGACGCUCACCAUCUCCGCCAGUGAGCCGCUGGCCACACUGCUGGGCCCGGCCGCCUACAACUGCAGGUUUGGUCUGGGCGCGGACAAGGCGGCCUGCAAUGCAGUAGCCAACCUGUGCGCCCUGGUCAUGUACGACGAGACCUCCGCCGCCUGCCGGCUCUACAACGGCCUCGUCACCCAGUUCGCGGCGGCCGGCGGCGGCCUGUCCUCGCCACCGCCGCCGCCGCCCGCGCCGCGCGGCACCGGCGCCCCCUCCGCGGUGCGGCGCAACGUGUGGCGGCCCGAGACCGGCGCCAUGCCCUGGCUGCUCUACACGGGGCUGGGCUACACGGACGACCCAAACAUGGACCUGCAGGUCCAGUUCUCCGGCGGCAGCAUCGCCAGCGGCCAGGUGUCGGUGCUGACCUUCAUCCUGUCCGCCUACGCGCUCAACGGCACCUGGCUGGGCUACAACACCUGGAGCAGCCAGUUCCAGCUGUGCGGGGCGCCGGAGCUGGACGGCAGCAGGUGGAGCCGGUUCGGUUGGAACUACCUGAACGACUGCGACAUCGACCUGACGGCGGUGCUGGGGCAGCUGGCGGACGGCUUCACGGGCGGCGGCGACACGGUCUUGUACGAGCUGUUCCUGCAGACCGGCACCAGCACCAUGUACCCCAUCCCCGUCAAGAUCUCCAACAAGGACGAGCUGGACGGCAACUUGCUGGAGGACCAGGGCGCUGUGCGGCGCUUCUUCUUCCUGGACCAGCGGCUGGGCUACAGCAGUCAGUCGCGCAGCCUACAGGCCGUGCAGUACCCGGUCACUAUGUCACUGCAGGUCAUUCUGAGGAGCAGCCCGCGCGACCAGAUCUACGUGCCGCAGCUGUUCAUCACCUACUCGGGCUGGCAGACCGACACCACCUCCACCGUCAACAUGGACUCCUCCGCCUCCGGCGAGCAGCGCUACACCUCCUUUGCCGUCACCUACAGCAACGACCAAGACCUGGUCGACAAGUUCUGGUGGGCACCCGCGCGGCGGCCCGGCCCUGACUUCUUGGUGUACGCGGGUGUGGUGAUCGCGGACUACGGCUCCUUCGCGCUGGCCAUGGUGCUGCUGACCGUGUCGCUCUACUACCUCACACUGUACAAGCUGCAGGAGGAGGUGUACUACCUGAUGCUGACUGACGGGCAGCUGUACAACUUCAAGAUCACAGUCAUUCUGGCCAUUGUGGGACAGAGCCUGGGCAUGCUGUGGAUGCUGUGGGGCCAGAUCCGCACUGACAUCUUCUUCAUCGACUGGGAGAAGUCGCGCAAGGUGCUCAGCAAGGAGGGCUCCCGCGAGGAGAACUCGCCCGUCAGCUGCUGGCGCAUGCUCAUGGUGGCCAACGAGUUCAACGAGCUGCAGACGGUGCGGAUCACCUCGCCCGCGUUCACACUGCUCAUGGUGACGCUCAUCCUGGACGGCUGCAACGUGAUCGCCGCCGGCUACAUCACACCCGACGCCAACGACUACCACCACUACUGGGGAGUCACCACCUCCAUCAUCCUGCGAUUCGGCAUCGAGGCCUUCUGCUUCCUCAUCCUAUUCCUAGGACAGUACAUCUUCCGGCGCCUGCUGUACUUCCCGUACGUGGCCAACCCCGUGACCCAGUUCGUGGACCUCAUGUUCCUGGCCAACAUCUCCACAGUCAUAUUCGACGACACCCACUCCGGCUACUACAUCCACGGCCGCAACCAGGCGCAGCACUCGGACGCCACGCUCCGGGACCUGAACCAGGAGCUGCUCAAGGAGGAGGAGGGCCUCACCGCACAGCGCGGCCUGGUGUCGGGGGCGUCCAACCCCAAGCUGGCAGACAACCAGCUGUUCCAGUUGUACGUGACGGACGCGAUCCGCAAGACGUACGACGCGAAGAUGCUGCAGCUGGUGCAGCAGGCCACCAACGACGCGCGCAACCGCAAGGGCAUGAUCUCCACCUUCCUGCGCGGCGCGGGGCGGCAGCGCGACAACGUGCUGUCGGCGCAGCAGGAGAUCUCGCUGCUGUUCAAACAGAUGGUGGACGACGUGGAGAGGAACGCCGCCACGCAGGUGACGGACCCCACCUACCUCCAGAUGGUGCUGGACCUGCCGCCCGACUCGGCGCUGAACAACACGGCCAUGGUGCACGACCACCUGGACGCCUUCACACGCACCAUGUUCAUCGGCUGCGAGGUGCGGCUGUUCGUGUUCGAGGCGCUGUUCUUCUGCGCCAUCGACAUGUCCAUCAAGUCCGUGGCCAUCAGCGCGCUCAUCACCUACGUCAUGUGGCGCGCCGUCAAGUGGUUCCGCGACAGCUGGGGCGAGGACAACAUCUCAUCCAAGACGCUGGUGGACAGGCACUUCCUCAUCUAGAGCUGGACAGGCACUUCCUUGUCCAGAGGCACGUGCAUCUUGUCACACCUGCAGGGCGUGCCUGAAGGGGGAGACGCGCGCGCUUGCGGACAGGGCUGGGGGGCAUUGGGGGUGGCGCCGAGACGCGGAGACGCACAGCUGGUUGGGCAUCUGCUUCCCUGGCAUUGCCAUCUUCGUGUUGUCCGGGAACGCGCACGUCCUUGGGAGCUAGCGACCGUGUGUGUGACAGGGUUGCGUAUGGGAGCUGGCUUCAGGUUGGCGCUGGGGUGUAGCUGCGUUCGGUGCCGGGGUGCGCGGUGUGGCGGGGUGGCGGCGCCUCGUGUGGGUGGGCACAGCGGUUGCCUGGUGUGCAUGGGGCAAACGCACCGCGCAAGAGGUGGUGGAAGAAGGUGGUGAGGAGUGAGCUGAAUAGCAGGGCGCUGCCCGGUUCUAUAGCGUAAGACGCGUGGUGGGUGAGGGCUAGGCGUCAGCGGAGCACCCAUGGUGAGCCGGCAUGGUGGGUGUUUUGGUACGCGCGCAUUUGUGAGACCACUGGGGGCGAGCGUGCAAAUGGCUGCCAUUGCAGCAGUAAUUUAUUCGACACCAUGCGCAUGGGACAAAGACACCAUCGUGUCGAGAAUUCUCUUUUGUAACUGUCAAGUGUGCUGCAGCGUGUGUGCAGAGCCUGGAGGACAGGGCGCUUGUCCUGUCCUCAGAAGCCGUCCGGCCUAGGUCCGUGUCGUGCUAGAUAGGUUGAUCCUGUCUGAGCGCUAGCCCUCUUGCGCCGUGCUGAGUGGUAGUAUGUCCUAGGCGCAACCGCGCAAGCACAACACAUUGCGUGUGGGGACGCUGCGUUGGCGAGAGCCACGGAUGGCCCUACUACACCAUGGGCGCAUGUCACACCCGUGGAGGACACUGUAAGAAAGAACCUGA
This is a messenger RNA of Chlamydomonas reinhardtii, 4069 nucleotides long. RefSeq lists its product as uncharacterized. The record is from RefSeq and is a predicted model, not a curated record. NCBI's taxonomy places the organism in Eukaryota, Viridiplantae, Chlorophyta, Chlorophyceae, Chlamydomonadales, Chlamydomonadaceae. Gene Ontology annotation, cellular component: MKS complex; ciliary transition zone. The transcript has 22 exons. The coding region runs from base 212 to 3157 and encodes 981 amino acids. Gene Ontology annotation, biological process: cilium assembly.